This is a messenger RNA of Bradysia coprophila, 1793 nucleotides long. RefSeq lists its product as uncharacterized. Gene Ontology annotation, cellular component: nucleus. Lineage: Eukaryota; Metazoa; Arthropoda; Insecta; Diptera; Sciaridae. The record is from RefSeq and is a predicted model, not a curated record. Gene Ontology annotation, molecular function: zinc ion binding.
GUGGCAGCAAGACUGUCAGUGAAAAGUCUGAAUGGCUUGUUGUUGUUGAUCUUUUGAUUUUGUACACAAAUCACUGAAAACUAUAGGGAAGAAAAUGUUUUCUCAUUUGUGCCGUUGUUGCUUAACUGAGCUGGGUGAUUCGUCUGGAAUCGUACCACUGUUUGAACGUCACAAGAACAUCUGGUAUCACCGUUUGAUUACGGCAACAUUCCGAUUGACCUUGACAAAAGACGAUAAGUUGGGGUCGAACAUAUGCAAAAUGUGUGCAGUCGAACUACUGAAAUCUUACAAAUUCCGCUUGAAGUAUAUUGAAUCGGAACGGAAGCUCCACAAAAUGCUUGUCCAGUCCGAACAGGAACAGGAACCAAGUUAUGCAGCUUUAUUUGACGUUAAAGUAAAUGUCGACGAAAGCACCAAAAUUUUGCAAAAUAAGUUAUCUCCCGAGACAAACUAUUUACGCUGGAAGUGUAAUUCAUGUUCAGCGAGUUUUGCGACUCGUUCGCGGUAUUAUGAACACAGACGAUUACACUCUACGACGAUUACAUCUCAAAUAAACAAUGAUACGGAACCUUCACCAACAAAUAAAAGUUUCAAGCAGAUUCGCUGGAAGUGUAACUAUUGUCCCGCAGAGUUUGGUACUAACACAUUGAAGUUGAAGCAUGAAGGAGAUGAACAUUCAUCCGACAAUCUGUCAUUUCAUGAGCCGGCGAUCUUGAUUGAGGACAAUGAUUCGGUCAUUUCAACGAUUAAAACAGAAUUGAACAUCGACACUGAUGAGAAUGAAUUUCCGUACAUUGAUCAGGAGCCUGAAGUGGAUCUGGGAUUAUAUCUGAUUGAGAAACAUAGUCAAAUAAACAGCCUUGACCCACUUGAAAUCAACAAUUUUACCGAUUCACUGCUCAUGCCGCUGGAUGAGACGCAAAACUCACCGGAAACCGGAAAUAACAACAAUGCGAACAGUAAAUGGAAGUGCCGACUUUGUACGGCUGGGUUUCGGACAAGGGAGUUAUUACGCGAGCACAAUCAUCUGCAUAUGGCAUCGAGGCAACAAAAGCCAAUGGUAGCAAAAGUGGAAAAAAUCAAAGUUGAGAAGGUCCCGAAGGUCAGUCAUGUAAAACCAUUCACGAAUGAAUCGAAUGCUCCGAGAUGGCAGUGCAAAACGUGCAUGUUAAGCUUUGAUACGAGGGAGCUGUUGCGGAUUCAUCGCAGAACGUAUGUAGCGAAAAGCGAAAUAACUGGACUGAAAGAGAUGGAGUGUAAUACAGAAGUGCUAGUUGACGAGAACGUAUCGAAAAAGUUUAAAAUACAUUGAUGGUUCUAUUUUCGACUCUAGCAUGAAGAGAUACAAUAAACCAAAGUUUAUAAGUCCAAAGUUUCAUUGGAGAUUUUCUACAUGUGUUUGUGUAAUUAGAAUGAAUAAUCGAUAAAGUCGAUAAACUGUUGUCAGACAAAAAUCGAUUUUUUUUGAUCCAUCAACGAAAAAAAAACUUCUCGUACGUUUCAAUCUAAAGUUUAUUAUUGAUUCAUUAAAUCACAAAAGUUAAUUUACUUAAGCAAAAAUUCAGACUCCAGGGUUACAUUAAUCAAAAACAACGAAAAAUCGAAACGAAAUUGGUUGUUAAACUAAACUUAUAUGAUGAACUCUUUGCCAGUUAUUGUUGUGCAUCCUUCUUUUGCUCCUUGACCAUCUCAUCUUCCUUCGAUUUUACACUCUCUUUGUUACCGCUGUUCAAUCGAGCUGGACCGGUCUGUUGAAUUUGCAGGACGCGUACAUUUCCUUCAUCGACUACCUU